Vanrija pseudolonga is the source of this 1065-nucleotide messenger RNA. RefSeq lists its product as uncharacterized. Gene Ontology annotation, molecular function: hydrolase activity, hydrolyzing O-glycosyl compounds; carbohydrate binding. Gene Ontology annotation, cellular component: extracellular region. Lineage: Eukaryota; Fungi; Basidiomycota; Tremellomycetes; Trichosporonales; Trichosporonaceae. The coding region runs from base 1 to 1065 and encodes 354 amino acids. Gene Ontology annotation, biological process: carbohydrate metabolic process. The record is from RefSeq and is a predicted model, not a curated record. The transcript is spliced from 4 exons.
AUGGUAGAGUGGGACGAGAAUAUGCGUCCGUACCACCCCUUUAGGUCGCGUUCCAUGCCGCCACCACCACCACCAGCGCCACGACCUCAUUCACCAGGCUGGACACAAAACUGCUUCUACCCUGCUGGAACCACUGUAUGGUAUGCUGGAACCAUAUGGCGAUGUGACGCACCGCAUACAAGCGGAGCAUUAGCACGUGAGCCACCGGUCAGUCCACACCUAUGGAGCCCAGCAUACCCUCCUCCCUCAAGCAGUCAUCGACCGCCUUCGCCAUACGACCUCUCUACACGACCGAGGAUCGGUGCGAGCCUGUCACCAGGUCUGGGUCGCUCAAUGUCCGUCGGAAGUUUCACUUCGUGGGACAGUGGCUCUGGAAUCGAAGGUGCUCGUGACGCUCGUGCGCGUCUCAUGGCACUUCGAGAGGACCCAGAGUUUGCCCGCGAUCGCUCCUACUUGCGUGACGAGCUGCUCGGUGCGCGUGUUUGGCGCGUGGGCGGUGUUGGUGCCUUUGCGUACGCCGAAGACACCGAGGUCGAGCGCGUACGUCAAAGCGCGUUCCGCGAGUACACGGCCGACAAUGGUCGUGAAGACUGGUUGCAUGCUGCGCGCGCCCGCACCGCUGCCUAUGCCAAUGCAGAGGCCAACGGGGGGAUCGUGCCUCUAUUGCGUUGGGUGAUUGUCGAGUCGUGGGCUCCAAUCCCACACGACGCACUCCCGAUUGGACACGAGGAGGACGGACACGUUCUGUAUGCUUCUCGCGUCUGGUUUGAUGGGGGUCUUCAUGUCGGCAAGGCGGGAGACCACCUGGCGGUCCGUUGCGCGACUUCGGUGGGAGGGCGCGUGCACUCUGCCCCGACAUUCGAGGUGCUCUGCGGGUCCCUCGACACGGUCGAGUGGGUCCCCGUUGAGCCGGGUCAGCUAGCUGUAUUCCCUGGCCUUCAGCCCGUGGAGGCUGGGCGCCAGAGUGACGGCCGCGCCAUCUUCGUUGCCAGAGCAGAACACCACAGAGAAGACCGCCUCGAGAGCUACGAAGUGCUCACCUACGCGACAACGCACCGGCGCUAG